AUGGCACAGAAAUGGUGUCAAGAAACCCCAGUCACAAAAGAUACUAAUCUCUUUAAGGGGGUUGACCCCAAGUGUCUGAGGAACAUGAGCUUUGCCAAGAAGCACAACAAAAAAGGCCUGAGGAAGAUGCAGGUAAACAAUACAAAGAUAAUGAAUGUGCAUGUAGACACCAUCAAGGCCUUUAUGAAGCCUAAGGUCAUUAAGCCCAAGAUGCAAAAGGGCCCCAGCUGCAAACUCAGCAGUCUGGUUUUCAUCAAUCACCCCAAACAUGGGAAGCAGAUUCAAAGCUACAUGGCCAAGGCUAGUAGGCUCUCCAUGUAG
Messenger RNA from Psammomys obesus (fat sand rat), 321 nucleotides. RefSeq names its product 60S ribosomal protein L29-like. The record is from RefSeq and is a predicted model, not a curated record. Bases 1 to 321 code for a protein of 106 amino acids. The transcript has a single exon. Lineage: Eukaryota; Metazoa; Chordata; Mammalia; Rodentia; Muridae.